Molecule: messenger RNA, 777 nt
Organism: Cylindrotheca closterium
Lineage: Eukaryota; Bacillariophyta; Bacillariophyceae; Bacillariales; Bacillariaceae
Source: the annotation of a GenBank genome assembly
AUGGUACAGAUGACUAAACGUGGAAUCAGAACCAGACUGUCCUGUGACUUUACUCCCGGAAGGUUCACAGUGCUAUGUGGACGAGGCAAGGAGUACACUUCCUCAACCGGUAACCAACACUUGAAAUCGCUUGUCCACAAGUAUCUCAAACCAUAUUCCGAAGCCAAAAGCAAAAUGGCCAAGUCUUCGAUUGUGGCCGAGAUCAUGGGACAAAUCAAGGGUCUAUGCUCCGAUGCAGCCUUUGUCAAGCUUAAGAAUGGAGUUUGGUGGGAGGUUGACGAUGCCUUUGCCCGAGAAAAGAUUGGAUGCAUGUUCCGUGAUACCCUCCACACUCAAUACCGAUCAAGUACCAAGGCCAAGUUCGCAAGAAAGAAGGCCAACCAAACAGGAUCAAGCGGCAGACGGGACUCUUCUUCUUCUUCUUCGAGUAUGGCGGAGAGCAUCCAGAGUAUGGUCUCCACACUAUCGAGCUCAUCCGCGGAAACUUAUGCCUCCGACUACGCUGUAGAGAUCUUUGGACAACCAUCCACCCAAAUGAGCUCCCAGAAAGUUGAACCCGCUACUCUUUUCAAUCCACUCAAUGACUACUACUCAUUGCUUUCUAGCUACUUAACACUUGGUCCAAAGGAGCAACAACAGCAGCAGCCGAAGAAGGUUUCCACACCCAUCGACUUUUGUGUGAUGCCAAUGCAGAUGCCUUCGGCUCUGGCCCUGGAACCUGUACAUUUUGAUGAUAUCCCAGAUGAUGAUCUUUCAGGUAUCUUUGAUGACUUUUGA